AUGGCUCGCAGACGCCCGCGCCUGUGGCAUCAGCCAGACAGCGACAAUUCCAUGGCGACGCCCGAGCGGCCGAGCAAGAAGAAGGCGGCGUGCAAAGGCCGGCGCAAGUCGCUCGGCUACGACAACCCGAGUAUCUCGGCCGACGACGAGGAAGUGGACGAGACGUUUGUCGCGCUGCAGAACCUCUUGGACGCACUCAACCGCACUAACCGCAGCACUACCAGCAACAGCAACAGCGGUAAUACCAAUGGAAGCGGUGCCGGCAGUAGUAGCCACGCGCCGAAUGUCGGAGCGAGUACCGAUUCCGACAGCACUCAUCUGCCGCAGCAGCAGCGCCUCUCGCGCGAAGAAAUGCUCGAGAGCCGACGACAGGAGCGCGACCGCUUCCGCCGCUCGCUGUUUACGAAGAGCAACACGAGCAGCGCGUACAACUCGCGCCGCCGACGGACGUGUCCCGCGUACGGCUACUCGGAAGACGAGGACGAGGACGAGAGCCAGGCGCCGUCGGUCGAGAGCACGAUCUCGAACCGCUUUAUGAACGGCUCGUUCUCGACGCUGAACGUGCACGUGAUCUCGCGCAACCGCUGGUCGACCGAAGACCGCGUGGUCGAGCGCCUGCCGAUCGUGAUGCUGCCCAAGAGCGGCAAGUUUUCCAUUCCGACGGACAACCAGCGGAUUGGUGUGGUCCACACGGACGAGUACAUUGACCUGCGCGACAAGCUGGUCGAGAACUUGCCGCCGGGCGCGUCGCUCUUGCACUACCUCACUCCGCCGCGCUCGACGUGGUACAUGCACAUGCACGACUUUGAGGCGCUGCAGUGCUGA
Messenger RNA from Hyaloperonospora brassicae, 825 nucleotides. The record is from the annotation of a GenBank genome assembly. NCBI's taxonomy places the organism in Eukaryota, Oomycota, Peronosporomycetes, Peronosporales, Peronosporaceae.